Messenger RNA from Belonocnema kinseyi, 2355 nucleotides. Its product is annotated as N-acetylneuraminate 9-O-acetyltransferase. Bases 208 to 2355 code for a protein of 715 amino acids. NCBI's taxonomy places the organism in Eukaryota, Metazoa, Arthropoda, Insecta, Hymenoptera, Cynipidae. The record is from RefSeq and is a predicted model, not a curated record. The transcript has 11 exons.
GGCGAUACUGUUGUUUUUUUGUUAUCGAGGAAACAGCGUAAACAAACCUUUUGGUAAAGUGGCAAAGUGUUUUAGGAGUGAAAUAAUAAGAAGCAUAAAAUUGUCUUUUAUCAAUCUUUCUAUUUAUGCAUUUUCAUUUUGCAACUUCUGCAAUAACAAAAAUAUGCCGGAUUGGCAUAACCAAAUUUUGAAGAAAGUAAUGUUAUCAUGACUUCCGCAGAACAUUUUAUUAGUUUAAUCACAGUAGCAAGUGCAAAAAAAUUAGCAGCAGCUCUAAUCCUCUGUUUUAUUCUUUAUCAUGGAAUAUUACAUAUCAUUUAUGACAGUGAUUCUUGCAAAUGGUUAUUAACAGAGGGAAGAUAUAAAGGAGACAAGGAAUGGCAACCGUACGGUUGCAUGAUGCAUCAUUAUACGCAAACGGAUAGUCGAAGGUGUCUCAGAUAUUUAGCUUUUAUGGGUCACCACAAUCACUUCGUUUUCACUGGUGAUGCACGAAUCAGACAACUCUAUAAAUCCUUUGUAUCACAAUUUAUAGUCGAUGGCAGAGCUUCUGAUUUAAUGGAAUUGCCAGAAAAUUCAGACCUGAGUUUUAAUGAUGCACAACUCAGGCUUAAAGUCCAGUUUCUUUGGAGGCCACAAAUAAACUCGGCGAUGAUAGCAGACUUUCAAAAUUGGAUGAGUGGAGAACCGCCAAAUAUGAUAGUCGCUGGAUGUGCAGCCGCCGACAUUCUUGCAAACAAUGCGAGCGAUGUGAUGUUACAUUCAGUCUUCAGUUCAAAUCUAUUCAAACUCGUUCAUCCAGCCGAUGUUUUGGCACAAAAAGGAUCCCGAUUUCUCUGGACGAUGCAGGAUCCAUUGUUGAAAGAACGUUUGCCGACGCAGUUAUCAAACAUUGAUAAUAGACAGAUUGAUGUUUGCAACGGAGCAGCUGCCGAGAUUUUAUCACAUAGUGGAGCCCAUUUAUGGGAAAGCAGUAGACUAGUAGGUACUGGAAUUUUAGAGCAAAGUCCGGAUGGAUAUCUGGCGAGUCCUUUGUCAUUGCGCCACAAGAUACAAAUUCUUUUAAAUACGCAUUGCAAUGAUCAUAUGAAUUUUGACGAUGGCACCUGUUGUAGUUCUCCAGAACCUGCUACUACUUUACAACUUGUUUCGCUUGUUAUCCUUGCUUUAUGUAUAACCACUGGUGGAAGUAUUUGGCUCUACAGAAGAGUUUGUCAGUAUCAAACUGAAGUUUUGUACUCAGGAAUAGCCAUGGAAGAAAUCGAAAGAUCGGAGGAAGUGAACGUAUCUGAUAUUUUAAAAAGCGAACCUCCUCCAGUCCAGGAUUUUUAUACGCUCAUUACUUCUCUGGCCUUCUUCUCUAUUAUACUCGCUUAUUUUUACUUAUGCGAUAGGACCAAUUUCUUUAUGAAAGAAAACAAAUAUUACAGUGAAUUUAGUUUUUGGUUACCCUUGGGAUAUAUUUUAGCUCUUGGUAUUUUUUUCACCGAAGAUCGUGAACGAGGUCCAAGAUUUUUAAACCGAGAGCAAACUGACGAAUGGAGAGGCUUGAUGCAGGCAGUGGUAUUAAUUUAUCACGUGACAGGAGCGCGAAAUGUUUUGCCAAUUUAUAUGCAUCUGCGACUGAUUAAUUCUGCAUACUUGUUUCUUUCGGGAUACGGACAUUUUUAUUACUUCUGGCAAACGGGCGAUGUCUCUUUAGUCCGAUUUGCAAGGGUUCUCUUUAGACUCAAUCUUCUGACCGUUUCGCUCUGCCUUUGUAUGAACAGACCAUAUCAAUUUUAUCAUUUCGUCCCCUUGGCCUCUUUCUGGUUUCUAGUGGUCUACUUCCUAGCCUGGCUUCCACCCAGAGUUUAUUCAGGAACAUUAGCAGAAUAUGGACCCAGAGCUUUGCUCUACUUGGCCCUCAAACUUUUAGGCCUAGUCUGCAUUAUCACUAUUCUCUACAUGUCUGAGGUAUUUUUCGAAAAAAUUUUUGUGACUCGACCCUGGAAGGCCCUUUUCGUCACAACAGAUGAUGAUAUACGAGAAUGGUGGUCAAGAUGGCGAGUCGACAGGUACAGCGUCGCCUGGGGAAUCGCCUUCGGAGCUGGUUUAGUAGCUCUUCAACGAGUGGAUCACAUUCCAGGAACCACUUUGGCUCCCAUUCUCGCCCUCAUUUCUCUAGCUGCUUACACCACCUACACGAUUCUCUGCAAUUCAUUUUCAGAAUGCGAAGAAGUGCAUUCUUACGUCGCUUUCAUACCUGAGAAGAGGGUGAAAAGUCAGGGAUUUCGAGAAGAAAAAGAGGCAAACGUCAGGGAAUUUUUAGUUAGAGCUGCCACCUAUUCACUUUUUUCACAAAUCACUGUUUAG